AUGGCAACCUACCCCCGCCCAGACUUCCAACGCAAAGCCCUAAACUGGGCCUCCCUCGACGGAACAUGGUCCUUCAUCUUCGACGACGCAGACAAAGGCCGAACCCAGCAAUGGCAGAAAAAAGGAAUUCCGGAGCAAGCAGCAGCAGAAGCCGCAUCACCAGCCCAAAACAAACGGGACAUAAAAGUCCCCUACGCAUUCCAAACCCCAGCCUCAGGAAUCGGCCUCUACGAAGCUCACGAGGUAAUGUGGUACGAGCGUAGUAUCAGCGACAUACGCAGUGACGAAGAAGUCGCAAAUGGGAACAGAUUACUUCUUCGCUUUGGCGCUGUGGACUAUGACUGCUCUAUUUGGGUUGAUGGGAAUUAUAUCGGUGGGCAUCGGGGUGGUCAUGUUCCCUUUGACCUAGAUGUUUCAGACGCGUUUGCAUCUACCUCUGCCAAUGAGUCAAGCAAGGCGAGGAGCGCUCGGCUAACUCUCCGCGUCCGUGAUUCACCCUACGAUCUGGCCCAACCCCGCGGUAAACAGUUCUGGGGCCCGGUGCCGGAGAAUAUCUUUUACACGCCUACGGGCGGGAUUUGGCUUUCUGUUUGGUUGGAGAGUGUGCCUGUUAUGCGAAUUGGGUGUGGGAGUGGUGGGACGGUGUUGAGAUCAGAUGAUAUUGAGUCUGGUGAGCUUCAUGCGCAAGUUUCGGUUUUGGGACGGGGUGCGCGGGCGGCGUGUAGUGUUGAGAUUGAGGCGAGUCUUUAUGGGAAGGCUGUUGGGAAUGGCAAGGGGGAGCUUAAAGCGGAGAGAGAUUGGGUUGGGUUGGACUUUCUGGGUCCGAUGUUGCGAGUUUGGAGAAGGGGGGGGAACGCCCCGUUCAAUGUUGAGGGGUGUUGGUAUGAUGGUGUGGCAUUGUGGUCUCCUGAGCAUCCGAUUUUGUACGAUUUGACUCUUCGUCUUUACGACGAGGGUGGGAAGGUCGUGGAUGAAGUGCAGACGACGACUGGGAUGCGGAGUCUUUCGUGGCAGAAUGGCGAUGGGACGUUCCGAUUGAACGGCAAGCCUUAUUUCCAGAUGUUAUUUUUGGAUCAGGGAUAUUGGCCUGAAACAGGACUGACGCCCCCAUCGUCCGAGGCAUUGAAGCUCGAUAUCCAGAUGUCGAAGGAUCUUGGAUUCAACGGGUGCCGCAAGCAUCAGAAAGUCGAGGAUCCGCGAUUUCACUACUGGGCUGAUCGGCUAGGAUUCAUCGUUUGGGGCGAAAUGGCCAAUGCGUAUGAAUUUGGGCCGGAUUAUAUUGACCGCAUGAAUAGUGAGUGGACUGAGGCUGUUAAGAGGGAUAUCAAUCAUCCUUGUGUCAUUACAUGGACACCUAACAACGAGAGUUGGGCCUAUACCUCGUUGAAGGAUAAUAUCGAGCAGCGGAAUCAUAUUCGCUCUCUGUAUUACUUGACAAAAUCCUUGGAUCCGAGUCGACCUAUCAAUGAUAACUGCGGCUGGGAACAUGUCCUAACAGACCUAACAACUUACCACGAUUACUCCGACUCGGCCGAACUAUCAGAAACAUGCUCAAAGAUGGAAGGCGGGAUUCUGGCCCCGAAAGCUGGACACGAUAUGUUCUCAAGACCCAUCUACUCCGGCUUCGCAGGACACACACUCCUUGAUCCCGGAGCGCAACACAAAGCCGGUGCACCGGUCAUCUGUACCGAAUUCGGCGGCGUGAAUAUCGCGCCGGGCAAAGGUGGUCAGGCGGGCGAGCGUGAUUGGGGAUAUACCACCGCGACGGACAUUGAAGAUUUCCUGAAGCGGUAUGAGAGGCUUGUUAUGGGGAUUGUUAAGGGGGGACAUACUUGUGGACUUGUUUAUACGCAGUUGUGUGACAUCGAACAAGAAGUCAACGGUCUCUACUCUUAUGAUCGCAAGGAAAAGGUGCCCGUUGCAAGGAUAAAGGCCAUCAUGGAUGCCGCAAAGGAUUAUUACUAUGAUCAUGUUCAGACGCAUGGACCGAGGGGAAUAAAGAAGCUUCUGCAUUCUCUGCACCGGAGCUAG
Penicillium cosmopolitanum is the source of this 2031-nucleotide messenger RNA. Its product is annotated as glycoside hydrolase family 2 protein. NCBI's taxonomy places the organism in Eukaryota, Fungi, Ascomycota, Eurotiomycetes, Eurotiales, Aspergillaceae. Gene Ontology annotation, molecular function: hydrolase activity, hydrolyzing O-glycosyl compounds. The coding region runs from base 1 to 2031 and encodes 676 amino acids. Gene Ontology annotation, biological process: carbohydrate metabolic process. The transcript is spliced from 3 exons. The record is from RefSeq and is a predicted model, not a curated record.